GAGAAGACAGUUUGGCACGGGUUUGACAGCAUCGCCACAGGGCCGAUACAUUCAAGUGUCACAGCUGGAAAUGCAUUGCACUAACUUCUCAGGAGCAUCAGGUCCAUGAGACUGUACCGCUUUGGUUUGUUUAAAUGGCGACUUUUUAGUUUAAGGUAGAAAAACGCAGUUUGGGCUACUUUUACUCUUAAAAAGCUUUGGUGCACUAGAUCUAGCAAGCUCUACUGCGUGCACUUUUUAUUUUCAACUGAUAAGUUAGGGCAUUCAGGGGGAACGUUUACAUAAAUAAACGAUGUUAUCCGGCUCGUCUCCAGUUCCCUAGUGUCUUUUCGUAUCACUGUUUGUCGUUGGUUUUUUUUUUAUUUUCCUCAAGAGGCUCUGGAACCUACUCCACCUUUAUCAAAAACGCGCACACCCCUUCCCAGACCCUCGCUAGCAUGGGAAUUCCCAGCCCUUUCUCGGGACGGUGCUGCAUGCUCGCGUGUGGAGUUUUGGCCGUUUUUCUGGGGAUGUUCCUGCAAAGGUCCGAAGCUGGCUGCGCGAAACGGGGGGAUUCGAAGUGCUGCACAGGGAGGAACAACGAGUGCUACGAAUAUACAAGGAGAAGGGCGGUCUGCUACUGCGACACGUACUGCCAGAAAACGGGGGACUGCUGUGACGACUACCAGCCCGUCUGCCAGAUAUCGGCAGCUAUCGAUUGUGUAGUGGGUUCCUGGGGUCCCUGGUCCGAGUGCGGCUCCCUGUGUGGGGUGGGAAGCAAGGAGAGGACCCGCCAGGUGUCCGUGCCUCCGCGCAAUGGAGGGGCGCCCUGCCCCGACUUAAAGCAGCGACGGGGCUGUUUUGGGCACAACGCCGUCUGCAACUCUGCCAGAGAGGUGGCCAAAAUCUUGCCUGAUUCCUUUAAAAGGAACUUCAAAGACCCCUGGAGACGGCCACACAUGCUUAUGAAAGAGGAGAAGCCCAGCUACUGCGUGUACCUGCGAGUGAAGCAGGCUAGCCAGCCGUGUCGUCUGGGCUUCUGGUCCACCCAGCUGGUGAGGGAGCGAGCCGUCUGCGUGGAGUGUCAAGGAGACGCGAUGGGCAGCAGGGGGCGCUGUGAUGGAGAGGGCCUGCAAGGAACGAGGACUUUUUGGACUGCAGCGUCGGUGCCGGGGUGCCAGGGGUCGUGGGUCCGCGAGUCCUCCGCCGAGGAGUGCAGGUGUCCGGCGCGUUCCUUCAUUUUCGUGUAGGCGGCGCGACAGGCGCCCACGAACACGCGGGGAACUUUUCGGGGGGGGACAAAAACCUGCCAGCCACCGUGGAAUCGUCACAGCCUGAUGACGUAGGAACGAGGAUCUGCCUUCUUGUUAGACGUCUUUUGAUACACCUCAUGUAAUAAAUCUUAAUUUUUACGCGCACGAAAACCGUAUAUAACGCCACAUAAAUGUGUACCUUUUACUUCAAAGCACAAAAAAUAUCUGUAAGCCUUUUUACCUCUGAAACUUUGCUAUCUACCUCCAUAAAUGCAGCUGCAUUUAAAUAUAUAAAUAUAUUAUUUUGCUGUAUAAAUGUUCUACUCUACUUGUUAUUACAAUUUAGUAUGAGAGCUGCUCAAGAGCAGCUCAUUUAAUCCCACAGCUACUGUGUUCUAAUCCUUUCUGCACUUAGAGCACAGCUGAGUCAAACGGAAGUCUGUGCACUAGGGUUUCGGAUAAAGGAGCUCAUGCAAUAUCUGAAUUUGGGCAUAUAUUCAGAUGUUUUUCAAGCACAACAAGGCCAUCAAUCCUCCAAGCUCUUAUUCUGGGAGGUAUUUCUUGAGAAAUUUAAAAUAAUGUGUGUAUCAUAGUUGUACAACAUUGGAUCACAAACCUCUUUGAUAGGGUCCUUUGAUAUCUCUGUGGUGAUCUUUCUUUCCCAUAUUACUUCAUUGUCAGGAGACCACAUGCUAGGAUUCUUUAUGGAGGGGGAAUUCAAGACACUAGGGGCCGUAGUUCACUUAUUGAAAGCCUGUCCAUAUUUUGUACAAACACCUUUAGUCACAGGAGAGAAUUUUAAGGAAGAAGCCUGUGUUGAGGUAAAUGUCUGCAGAACUGACACAGUAUGUUAAGGAUUCUGUUUGUUUUCAUACUACUAAUUCAAAUUAUUUCAGUGAAAUACUGGAAACAUUUAACUGAAACACUGUUUUCUAUUAAUUAGGCUAAAAAAUCUGUACCAUUGAAGUAGACCUCAAUGUUUGUUUUUUCUAAAGUAUUUCUCCAUUUGCUGAGGUGACUAACCUUUGGUGUUUAAUUGUCUUUCCCAGUUUUUAUCCUUACUAUUCUUAUCAUUGUCAUUAAUGUUUAUCAUUUCCGUGAUAUCUUAUCUGUGUUUUUUUUAAAUGAUUGAAGUUUAAAAACAUACUUUCACCAAUGUUUUUAAUUGCAGUGAGAAAUUUGCUUACACAGACGAUUAUAACGACCAAAGAAAUCCUUUCAAAGCUCAGGGCUUUCGGAAAUAAAAGUGGGUCUCAGCUCAGUAUAAGUUUCGGUGUUACCUUGUAGUCGCUGGUGUGCUCCAAAAGAGUUCACACAGAUGUUUGGUAAAAUCUGUUAGGAGAGAGGAAUUGAACUAAAAAUGCUUUGAAAAUGACUUUUUCAUUCAGAUUGAAUUUAUUUUUUGCAACGAAAUCCAAGUGUCUGAGCAAGGUUUAGACACAUGAAGAAAUUAAAUUGGAUCAAGAGAUUCUUGACUUUGCCCAGUGAACGCAGGGGUUGUCGAUUUAGAAUAUGAUAGCAUAGAAGUGUACAAAGUAUCUAUCAGGGAAGUAAUUAUUAAAUAUAGUGAUGAAGAAAAGCCAUGGUCUCCUCAGUGUGAUAUAUUUGAAUACACAACAUUGUGUAUGACAAAAUAUACUGUACACCACAAGUAAUUUAAGUCAUUGACAAAAUGCUAUCACAAGAGAAAUACCAAUCCAAAACAGCUGAUAUAGCUCUUUUAAGUAGGAAAAGAGUUGUGUUCUGCUUCUGGUCAAUUUAAGGUCCUUCUACUGAGUAUCAUUGGGAUUACAGUAAUUUAUGUACUUUUACUGUAAGGGAACAAAAUAAUGCAUAACUUAUUUUUAAUGACAGAAAGUAGAGGAGUCCUGCAGGAUCUUGUUUUUUUUUUUUGUUUUGAAGCCCAGUUUCUCCUCUGUGGUCCCAUCCUAGGCAUCUCAUUUCAGAUAAAUCAGCAUGGCCUACAUGGAACACAAUAGCCUCCAAAGUGAUUCAUAUCCUUGCUGGACUGCUACUCAAAGCUGGUUCAACAUUUGCUGUCACAGUCUGUCAAGGGAAUAGAUUUGGAGGGAACUGUAUGUGUAAAAUGGAAUGCUAUUCAAAACGAUUUUUUAUCUUAUUGUUUUAUAACCUUCCAACACUGUAUGUAUACUGUAUAUAAAACAUAUAUACUACCAAAGUUGUAACUUUGAUGUUUAUUUGUCUAGACGUCAAACCCACCAUUUUUGUAUUUUCAAAUAGCACUAGAGCUCCUAUAAUAAAUUGUGGAUUUUUAA
Molecule: messenger RNA, 3508 nt
Organism: Lepisosteus oculatus (spotted gar)
Lineage: Eukaryota; Metazoa; Chordata; Actinopteri; Semionotiformes; Lepisosteidae
Product: somatomedin-B and thrombospondin type-1 domain-containing protein
Source: RefSeq, a predicted model, not a curated record